Molecule: messenger RNA, 1293 nt
Organism: Eremothecium sinecaudum
Lineage: Eukaryota; Fungi; Ascomycota; Saccharomycetes; Saccharomycetales; Saccharomycetaceae
Gene: YRB30
Product: Yrb30p
Exons: 1
Coding region: 1-1293 (430 amino acids)
Cellular component (GO): nucleus; cytoplasm
Molecular function (GO): GTPase regulator activity
Source: RefSeq, a predicted model, not a curated record
AUGGACGAACUCUUAUCCAGGGCUGGAAGCCAGGUGGUGUCAUUUGCAAUUAAGUCUAGUGUUUCUGUCGCCUCAACUUAUGCUAUAAAACAAUUUACCAAGUUUUUAACACAUGUCCCGCAAAGAGAUGCUAGUCGUCUACAAAAGCUUCGGAAGCAGUUAGAGACGAGAAUAGACAUUAUUGAUAAUGCUAUAGGCUUGAUUAAGCUCUGCGUUGUUCGGGGUAAUACGAAUUUGGGCUCGACAUUAUCCUUAGUUCUGGACUUAAAGGAUGAACUAUUACAAUUUAAUCUUGAAAUGGAUGAAAUACUCGCACCCUCUAAUUUAGGAGACGCAAAAUCUAACAAGAAAGACAGCCAUGAUCAAGCCGCAGUUUCGUUGCUGGAGGCUAAAAUGAAGGAAUUAAUCCAUCGCAUAGAACUUGUUAUACCAUUAAUUAAUUUGUCUAUGACCACUUCUGGUGUAAGCACGUCAAUGAAAUUGCCCAAUAAUGUAUCAGCAAGUUUGUUACUUCAAGCAUCCAAUCAUAUUGUGAAGUCCAAUGAAAAGGCCAUAUUAACAGGAAAUAAAAUUGAUAUCCAAGUAGGGCCAAAGUUUGAAGUCACAGCAUACAAUAUCUUCAAUAAUAGCUCAACUAUUAUCUGGAAAGAACGUAUGGCAAGAUGUGAUUUAAGAGUUUAUAGAUCAGCCAUUUCGGAAGCAAAUCCGAUCCAAUACGACUAUUAUAUUGAAUUCAAGGAAAACUUUGAUGACGGUCGGUACCAUGACCUGAAGGAGGACAAGCCGGUCAAGCUACGUUGGCAACUAGCUAAAGUAAUAAGGCUAUUCUUUACCGCUUCUGGGAAGUUACUGAACUUAGAAGAACGAGAUUCGCCAGUUUUAGUAUUGAAAAUAGACAAAAACCUAGAACGAGAACAUAUUACAUCUACGGAAAACAUUGAAUGGAUUGCCCUAGGUGAAUAUGAAGAUAUAGUGGAGACUUCUGAUAAUGAGAGCACAGAAGAAGCUACAGAGGCGCAAGAACGUGAAGAAGGGUCUAGUAGCGAGGAAGAAAACUAUGAUAGUGCCGAAGAAGAAGAAGUUAAUCCAGAAACAAGCAAAUCUCUAUCACUGUUGGAGUAUAUAAUAAAACUUGCUUCUCUACAAGACAAUGACCAAGCUUCAAUUUUGGAGGUAAAGGACGAAAGGUUGUCAUUAUAUUUGAAUGAUGAGAAUCCUAAUUCGGUAAGAAGUCAACGGUAUGAUGUGAACGCAGUAACCGAAAAGCUAAAUGAUACUUCUCUAAACAAAUGA